GGGAACGAUUUAGAGGCUACACUUACUUUCCGGUGUCAGCUGUUCGUACAUAUUUUUGCAAUGAGUUUUGAGUGGCCCUGGCAAUAUAAUUUCCCUCCGUUUUUUACGUUACAGCCCAAUGUUGACACCAGACAGAAACAGCUUGCAGCAUGGCGCUCCCUCGCUCUGUCCUAUUGCCGCCAUCACAAGCUCUACACAUUGGACGUCAUGGAAGCCCAAGAGUGCCCUGUGUUCAACCACAAGAAUAUCGAUAGAAAACUAUCAACAGAGGCCAUACUAAUUGUUUUUGAGGAAUUGAGGAAAAAAGGGAACCUGGAAUGGUUAGACAAGAACAAGACACGGUGUCUAGUCAUGUGGAGGAGGCCAGAGGAAUGGGGCAAACUGAUUUACCAGUGGGUCUCUAAAAACGGUAUGGUCAAUUCAGUGUUUACACUCUACGAGCUCGCCAACAGUGACGACACAGAAAGCGAAGAAUUCCAUGGGCUGGAGGAGUGGAUGCUGAUUCGCUCGCUGCUGGCCCUGCAGACGGACGGCAAGGCAGAGGUCAUCACCAUGGACGACGGGAAGGGGGUCAAGUUCUUCUGAAGAGGCAUUGCAUUGUGGGAUUGCUCAAGUGCUCAACUCAGACUGGGAACCUUUAUCCUUAAAGGCUGUGAGAGUGCUGAUAGCCUGUUCCCAGAUCUGUUUGUGUUGUCCUGCUAACUCUUGUGGUCAUUGGUGUGACACAGGAUGUGCAAGACAGUGCAAACAGAUCUGGGACCAUGUUGAUGAGGGUUCUGCUGUUUAAAAGGCUAUUAUUUUCACCUCGGAACCCAAUCCACGUGGUUGAUGAGAACAAUAGUCCUCAUUUGGUUUUUAGGAAGUUGCCUUUUUUGGUUCACAUAAGUUGAAUGCAUUUUCUUAUUAGAAGAAAACGAAUCUAGCUAGUAAAUUAACAUUUUAGUCAUUUAGCAGAUGCUCUUAUCCAUUUGUAGGAGCAGUUUAGGAGGUUACUUUUAUUUUGACUUCUGUGGUAGUUACCUGGGAUGUUUGAUGUGGGCAGGUGUUGUCCGACAGACAUGCAUCAAGUAAUUCAGGGCAGCCAGUCCGAUACAUGUGUUUAGGUAUUCUUGGAGAGAGACUUUCCCCACAAUCUUUAUCUUCCCUUUACUGUUUCUUCUGUUUUGUAUUUAGAACUCAUUUUUAUUCUCACCUUCCUGGUUAAUAACCAAUAUACUUGCAGCGAUGUGGUGCGGCGGCAGUGCUGCAGCAGUUGGGACUUCUGCCCUCCUGUUUUAUUGCUGUUCCUCUUUACCAGAAAUCCCUGUCAAGACACCCUAGAGACAUUUGGGGAGUUUGAAAACCCCCCGGAAGAGGAAACACUUGGGAGUAAUGGAAUCUUUGUUUAGUUCAGCUGUUAUAAUGGUGCUGGAUGUCUCAUGUACAGACUGACUGCUGUAAACCCUUAGGACAGAACAUGACACUCCUGUACACUGUCUCUGUGUUCUAUUCAACCUCCUUUUUUUAAACCAAUGGAAUCCUGUAAGAAAAUAAAUUGAAUAGAUAUUGAGUCCUA
Molecule: messenger RNA, 1555 nt
Organism: Coregonus clupeaformis (lake whitefish)
Lineage: Eukaryota; Metazoa; Chordata; Actinopteri; Salmoniformes; Salmonidae
Product: vacuolar protein-sorting-associated protein 25
Exons: 6
Coding region: 61-585 (174 amino acids)
Biological process (GO): protein transport to vacuole involved in ubiquitin-dependent protein catabolic process via the multivesicular body sorting pathway
Cellular component (GO): ESCRT II complex
Molecular function (GO): protein homodimerization activity; structural molecule activity
Source: RefSeq, a predicted model, not a curated record